AUGUCUGAAAACAAGCUCAAGAAUUGUACAACAAGCAAUAAGAUUGAGCUCAAAAGUGUCUUUGCAACCUUUGACAAGAACCAUGAUGGGUUUAUAACGAAGAAAGAGCUCGAAGAAACACUCAAAAGUAUUGGAAUUUCUGCUACAGAGAAAGAUGUUGUAGAUAUUGUUGAAAAGAUUGAUUCAAAUGGAGAUGGUUUGGUUGAUUUCGACGAGUUCUGCAAGCUUUUCGACCCAAAGUCGAGUAGAGAUGAAGAGGAAGAGGAAGAAAGAGAGAGUGGGUAUUGGAAAGAGGCUUUUGAUAUAUUUGAUGGAAAUAGAGAUGGGGUGAUAACAGUGGAAGAAUUAGGUUUAGUGUUGUCUUCUUUAGGGUUUACGGAAGGUAAUAAGUUAGAAUAUUGCAAGGAGAUGAUUAGGAAGGUUGACAUAGAUGGAGAUGGCAUGGUUAAUUUUGUCGAGUUCAAGAAAAUGAUGAAAACUGGUACAAGGCUUGUUUCACUUUCUUGA
Messenger RNA from Fraxinus pennsylvanica, 507 nucleotides. The record is from the annotation of a GenBank genome assembly. NCBI's taxonomy places the organism in Eukaryota, Viridiplantae, Streptophyta, Magnoliopsida, Lamiales, Oleaceae.